UCCGAAAAAAAAGAUCUGAAAAAUGUCUGAAAAAAUGUCCGAAAAAAAAGUCUGAAAAAAAAGAUCAAAAAAAUGUCUGAAUAAAAAAAUUUCAAUUUUGCAUUUAGUCAUGUGGUUUCCGUACAUAUCACAUGUAAGAUGUAAUAUUUCACACAACAAAAAAUAUAUGACCCCUUACUUUUAUUGUUUUUUUGUUUUCCUAUGUCUUUAUUGCUCUUCAUUUUUCAAUCACCGUUUUUUUUUUCAGGUGGCGGUGGUGAUGGCUCUCGGUUCAUUAGGUAUCACUUCCCCCUCAUCAUUUUCUGUCUCUUUGCAUCCGCCCUUUCAUCCAGGAGCCUCGGAAACAGAGCGGCGGCUCCAUCAGAAGCUGUUUGAAAACUACAACAUGAAGGUCAGACCAGCUCGUUACUGGGAGGAGAAGGUGAUGGUUCGAGUGGGGAUGACCCUCUCUCAGCUUGUCAGCUUGAACGAGAAGAACGAACAGAUGACAACCAACGUGUUCAUGAAUCUGGCGUGGACAGACUACAGGUUGUCAUGGAACCCAGAGUCAUAUGAUAACAUUGAAGUUUUGAGGAUUCCUCCCAACAAGGUGUGGCGGCCUGACAUCUACCUCAUAAACAAUAACGACGGUCAGUUUGACGUGGCUCUGUACGUCAACGUCUUGGUUUACAGUGAUGGGACGGUCAACUGGCUUCCCCCGGCCAUCUACCGCAGCUCCUGCUCUAUAGAGGUGUCGUACUUCCCGUUUGACUGGCAGAACUGCAGCAUGGUUUUUCGCUCGUACACCUACGACGCCUCCGAGGUGGAACUGCAGUACUUUCUGGGCGAUGACGGCAAAGAGAUUCAGGAGAUUGUUAUAGAUGAGAAUACUUUCACUGAAAACGGAGAAUGGGCCAUCUGUCACAAACCCUCCAGAAAGAACAUUAAGGAAGACCUGUACGAGGACAUCACCUUCUACCUCAUCAUACAGAGGAAGCCUCUUUUCUACAUCAUCAACAUCAUCGUGCCCUGCAUCCUCACCAGCGUGUUGGCUAUAUUUGUCUUCUACUUGCCUCCUGGAGCAGGAGAGAAGAUGACUCUCUCCAUUUCCGUCCUCAUCGCUCUGACUGUCUUCAUGCUUCUGCUGGCUGACAGGGUCCCAGAGACUUCCCUCGGCAUCCCAAUUAUUGUCAACUAUGUCAUGUUCACCAUGAUCCUGGUCACGUUCUCUGUCAUCCUGAGCGUAGUCGUCCUCAAUCUGCACCACCGAACGCCCAGCACGCACAUCAUGCCGAACUGGGUUCGAAAGGUAUUCAUUCACUUCCUGCCCAAGUACAUCGGCAUGGAGAGGCCAAACCCAGAAGACCCUCUGUUGGAGGAGGAGUCUAGUGAUGACUCACCCAUCCCAAACUUCAACGGCAGGCAGCCUGGAGGAGAGUACUUCUUUCGCAAGAUCAACCCUGAUCUGGUCAUACCCUGGAGAGGCAGGUGUGAGAGCACGGUGCAUCUCCAUCGGCUCCCGGACACUGACAGCUACUGUCUGAUCCUCCCUCCCAACCUGAAGUCAGCCAUCGCUGCCGUGACAUACAUGGCCGAGCAGCUGAAGAAGCAGGACACGGACGACACGAUGACAGGAGACUGGCAGUUCAUCGCCCUCGUGGUGGACCGUCUCUUCCUGUGGUUGUUUGUCAUCAUCACCACUCUGGGCACGCUGGCCAUGUUCUUGGACGCCAGUUUCAACUACACGCCCGACAACCCCUUCCCAUAGAAAACACAAACACAGAUGGAGCUUGAUACACUGUUUGGUCGCCACUUCGGUUACACUUCAUUUUACAGGUCUGCAAAUUUCAUGGUAAUUAGGUGAUAAUUAGCAAGAAAUUUCUUUGGAAUUACUGCCAAAUUACCCCAAUAUUUACCUCUUGAA
This is a messenger RNA of Sebastes umbrosus (honeycomb rockfish), 1903 nucleotides long. It is a transcript of the gene chrnb1l, whose product is annotated as cholinergic receptor, nicotinic, beta 1 (muscle) like. The coding region runs from base 110 to 1747 and encodes 545 amino acids. Gene Ontology annotation, cellular component: postsynaptic membrane; synapse; neuron projection. Gene Ontology annotation, molecular function: acetylcholine-gated monoatomic cation-selective channel activity; transmembrane signaling receptor activity. Lineage: Eukaryota; Metazoa; Chordata; Actinopteri; Perciformes; Sebastidae. The transcript has 10 exons. The record is from RefSeq and is a predicted model, not a curated record. Gene Ontology annotation, biological process: monoatomic ion transmembrane transport; signal transduction; chemical synaptic transmission.